Messenger RNA from Cetraspora pellucida, 420 nucleotides. The record is from the annotation of a GenBank genome assembly. NCBI's taxonomy places the organism in Eukaryota, Fungi, Glomeromycota, Glomeromycetes, Diversisporales, Gigasporaceae.
AUGAAUACUGUAGAUGAUAAGUUAUUUCUUCCUGAAUACAUGAAAGUGCUAGAUCAAGAUCUAAAAUCAUUCAUUAAUGUAAUAUAUCCUAAUAUUCAUGUGAUAGAAACAUCAAUGAACACUGAUAAUACACUAAUUGAAAAGGGUGUUGACAAUAAUAAUAUUUAUCCUGUCGAAUUUCUCAAUAUACUCAAUCCUAAUGGAAUGCCACCUGUAAAACUUAACCUCAAAAUAGUUUCCUAUUAUAUUGCCUUUGUGAUGACUAUUAAUAAGUCACAAGGACAAUCAAUAAAGCAUGUUGGUUUAGACCUCCAUAUACCUGUAUUCUCAUAUAAACAACUUUACGUUGCUCUUUCAUGUAGCACUGCUCCAUAUUCUAUAAAAGUUCUUUUUCCUAAAGAUAACACCAACAAUAUGUAA